Bemisia tabaci is the source of this 3194-nucleotide messenger RNA. Lineage: Eukaryota; Metazoa; Arthropoda; Insecta; Hemiptera; Aleyrodidae. The record is from RefSeq and is a predicted model, not a curated record.
CGGUCAGCAUUCGGUAGCGCCGCGACGCUCCACCACGCCGCCGCGACGCGCGAGCCAGUCUUAACCUCGCUCUCUGCCAAGGGCACUCUCGCAAUCCGCGCUUUUCGAACGCCCACACGCGAACCGACGCAUCCGAACACGAGCCGGUCGCAUCAUACGCGUCUUGGAGCCGGCUACCGGUUCCAUUUCCAAAUUUUGUGUGUAUCUAGUCACUUUUCGAACGAUUUCAGUCGGUCUCAGCGGAAGAACCUCUUCUCAUCCUUUGAGAGUUUUCUAUGUAUUCAUUGAAAAGCUCAACUUGAGAUGACAAGUAGCUUUUCAUCGACUAUCUCGUCGGGAUUUAGGAUAACCUCAUUAGACUCAAUGAGUAUGUUUUUUCCCUCUCUUUUUUCUUGGUGACACUUCUUCGUACUCCAAGCACUGAUCGUGGGUGUGAGGUUUUGGUGAAACGCUUACCUAUCGUGUUUUUCAUUUUUGAUAAUAAUCCGAUUACUUUCUUCGUAAGCGGGCUACUAUUAUCUAGUGUUCGGUCAUUUUUAACUGAAUUCCCUGCAUAAACACAGUGAAGUAGUGAUAUCCACUCGAAGUUUUGAGGAUCGCUUUGAUAGUGGAUAAAUUGUUCUAUUGCCGUUUGGGUCAAAAGUUCACGCGCACUGAAUAAUAGGUAUAUCUGAUGCACGAUGGUUCAAACGAAAUUGCGGAGCUGGCCAGAGCUAAAAGAUCCAGAAUAUUUGAGGACGAAUUCUUUCGUUACGGUGGAGUCUUGGAUUGAAGGGAAGCAAGUGGAUGAUGGCGCAGAGAAAUUAUGGCGGAUACACGAUAAGCUCUAUGACUUUACGGAAUGGAUACAGAAGCAUCCUGGCGGGGAGACUUUUCUCCGAGUGAGCAAGGGAACAGAUAUCACGGAGCUUUUUGAAGCGCAUCACGUAUCCGUAGCGGCUGAAAAUCUCCUGCCUCGGUUUUACGUCAGGGAGGCUCAAACGCCGCGCAAUUCCCCGUACACGUUCAAAGACGAUGGGUUUUUCAGGGUCCUGAAGAAGAGGAUCCGCGAGGAGCUGCCCUCCGUCCCGAAGACGGUGAGACUCAAGUCCAUCCUCAUCGCGGACAGCGUCGUCGUCACGGCCCUCACUCUCCUCGUCAUCGGGUCCAUCAUGAAGAGCUACCUCGUCGGGCUCGCCGCAGGGGUCCCUCUCACCCUGGGAGUCAUCACCGCCCACAACUUCUUCCACCAAAAACCCAACUGGAGGAGAUUCUAUUUCGAUUUGACUUUCUUAUCGCAUAGGGAAUGGAUAGUGUCACAUGUGAUGAGUCAUCACAUCUACCCGAACACCAAGAUGGAUCUCGAAAUCGUUAUGUUCAGCCCGUUUCUUCAGUGGCUUCCCACCCCAGAAAAGAGUUGGAUCAGCAGGCACUUGAGCCUGAUUUAUGCUCCAGUGGUUUACGGCUCCUUAUUCUUUGCUCAGGGGAUUGUUAGGUUUUUGAGGAAGGGCUUUCAGUCUCAUGACUUGGCGAACUUGGUUGUGCCCGGAGUUAUUUUGGUGGCUUCCUCCUGGGAUAUUAUGUUCACCUUGAAACUCUGGGUCGGAGUUAUUUGGGUGGCAAGCAGUAUAUUUUCAUUCAUAGGAACAACUGCAGCCCACCAUGCUCCUGAUUUAUUCCACGAAGGUGACGUACCACGAGAGGACAGAGACUGGGGCCUACAACAGCUGGACGCGGUGGUCGACCGGAAGGAAAUCAGCGGAAGUCUCCCGCUGACCCUCUUCACUUUCGGGGACCACACUUUGCACCACCUCUUCCCGGCGCUGGACCACGCGGUCCUCGAGCACUUGCACCCGACGUUCGAAAAAGUCUGCGCUCAGUUCAACGUCCACCACGAAGCCACGCCUUACUGGACCCUCAUCAAAGGCCAGUUCCAGCAGCUGGCCAGAACCACGCCGAGGAUCUUCCCGCUCAAAGCCGCCGAGAAACAGAGAUGAGACCCGCUAGUUUAUCUGAGGGGAUUUUUUCGGAAAAACAGGGGCGUCAUUAUAGGGGCUGAGGGGGGACGAAAUUUUUCGGAGGGGGAAAAAUUUGCUAGGAGGCCACUCAAGUAUCACGUAAGGCAGUUUGGCGGACUUUCUUAUUUCCUUCCGCACUUUUAGGGCACCCGCAAGUAAACCUCUCCCCCUCUUACUUUACAUAAAAUGCCGUGACCUUGUCCUAUUCAUCAAAAAAUAACUACGAAAACUUUAAGAAAUUAUUUUAAUGGGAAAAGGUUAGGUAUUAUAUUAAAGUGGGAGACUUACGUAUGACAGGGCUUUCUUCAUCUCUGCUUACGUCAUGCCUAAACGGUCCCCAGGAGGGAAAAUAUCUAAAAAUAUCACCAAUAAUGCCCUAAAAUAAUAAAAUUUUAUGAAAGUUGUACAGGAAAGUCAAUUUUACAGCGGAGGGUCAAAGUUACUGCUCUCCCUGUAUUCUCAAAAUGGCGCACUUUUUUAAAGGAACUAAUUCAUCCGGGAGAGCAAAGUGUUGUUCGUUGAGUAAGAUUGACAAAGUUCCAUAUUUAUCCCCACUAAGAACAUUUUUAGUAUUGACAUUUCUAGUUGAGUGAUUUAUAGAAUAAUUUUCCUAGCUAUUAGUUCACGGAAGCAAAUUUUCAGUGGAUCUUUUUUGUCAAAAGGAGCCAAAAAGCAUUUUAUGAGAAAACGUGUAUAUUGUGGUGCUUUUAUCUACAACUUCUAAUCACACGGAAUAAAAUGAAUUUAAAUAAUAGAUGCCAUAAAUUGUUAGUUCUGUAAGUGACGAGGUUUACAGACAUGUUGUAAAAAAUUGUACUUUAAUGAUUCGUGAAUUAAGGGAUGAUUCGCACAGAGUCAGUAUUUCCAAUUUUUGUUUUUAAUGAGAAAGAAAACCAAGAGAAUUAAAUUGGUGACAACCUAUGAUAGCGUGAUGGUAAAACCCCGAGAUUAUAAAGACACAAUCAACGAAAGACUCGAUUUAUGUACUUAUUCAACCGUGGCACGAGUAUAGUGCUUUAAUGGUGCGCAUCCUUUUGUGAUAAUUUGUAUGAGUGACCCAUCUAUUGAUUUUGUUCUUUUUUUAUUAUUUGGCGGUUAUCUCUAAGUAGGCUGUGAUAUUGUUGGAUUUGUUGUUAUUUAUGAAGUAAAAAAAUAUAUAUUUUUCGAAUAUAAUACAAAAUCUUUCGUGGUUCGAAA